Aspergillus niger is the source of this 987-nucleotide messenger RNA. RefSeq lists its product as uncharacterized. The transcript has 2 exons. The coding region runs from base 1 to 987 and encodes 328 amino acids. Lineage: Eukaryota; Fungi; Ascomycota; Eurotiomycetes; Eurotiales; Aspergillaceae. The record is from RefSeq and is a predicted model, not a curated record. Gene Ontology annotation, molecular function: 4-hydroxy-tetrahydrodipicolinate synthase activity.
AUGACUUCAGCAGUUCCACCAAAGAGCAAACCGCUGCCUCCGGGCAUAUAUUGCCCAGUAAUCUCUCUGUUCAAAGGGACACCGCGGCAGGAGAUCGACUACGAUGCUUCAUACAAGUUCUUCACUCAUCUCAUCCGGAGUGGGAUCCACGGAAUCGUCCUCGCUGGCACAAAUGCCGAGGCGGUUCUGCUUUCACCAACUGAGCGACAGGAGUUGGUGAGAACUGCUCGACGGGCGGCUGUGGAUUUGGGAUUUGAUGAUUAUCCUGUGGUGGCGGGAAUUAGUGGGCAAUCAACGAACGAGUCUCUUCGCCUCGCCGAAGACGCUCGUGAGGCAGGAGCAGACUUUGGGCUACUUCUGCCGCCCAGCUACUGGCCUAAAGCAGUCACGAAAGACGUCAUUCUGGACUUUUACACUGAGGUUGCAGACAGCAACCUUCUCCCAAUCGUCAUCUACAGCUUUCCUGCUGUCUGCAAUGGCGUGGACAUGAACUCGGAUGUCAUGUCAGCCUUGGCUCAGCAUCCCAACAUUGUCGGGGUCAAAUUGACAUGUGGUAAUGCUGGCAAGGUUACUCGGUUAACUCAGGAAUAUACACAUGAACAAUUUGGGGUAUAUGCUGGCUCAUCUGACUGGCUCAUCCCUUGUCUCAGCGGGGGCGGAUCAGGUUGCGUGACAGGAAUUGCCAAUGUUUUCCCAAAGUCAACCGCCAAGCUAUUCUCUCUGUGGAAGGCUGGGCAGAUUGAAGAAGCGCGAAAGUUACAGGGUCUGAUAUCACAGGCCGAAAAGGCCUGCAAGGAAGGAAUUGCGCCUACCAAAUUUGCCGCGGCACACUUUGCCGGACCCGUCGCAGGAGUGACGGACCAAGCAGCAUUCCUCCCUCGAAAGCCGUAUAAAGCGUCAUCACCGGCAACGCGGGAAUGGGUAAUCGGUGUGAUGAAGCAUCUUGUGGAUAUUGAGAAUUCUUUGCCAGAUGUGCGAGCGGAGUGA